Messenger RNA from Mizuhopecten yessoensis (Yesso scallop), 3447 nucleotides. Its product is annotated as protein unc-93 homolog A-like. Lineage: Eukaryota; Metazoa; Mollusca; Bivalvia; Pectinida; Pectinidae. The record is from RefSeq and is a predicted model, not a curated record. The transcript is spliced from 8 exons. Gene Ontology annotation, cellular component: striated muscle dense body; plasma membrane. Gene Ontology annotation, molecular function: potassium channel regulator activity. Bases 353 to 1804 code for a protein of 483 amino acids. Gene Ontology annotation, biological process: regulation of potassium ion transport; regulation of muscle contraction.
AAACACUUCGUUGUUGGUAUAGAUAUAUGACCUUUUCAAUCUUGAUGCUUACUUAAGUACAACUUUCCUCAAUUUUCUUAUAUACGUUCACGUUUUACUCUCUUGGAAAUGGACGCUUUGUGUGUAUAAAAGUAAUUUCUCAUAAAAAUGGACUAUGUAAGAAAGUGAAAUCAAGACUAAGGCUUACAAGUGUUGCGAAGGAAACAUUGACUCGAUUGUAGUUUCUCUAUUGGACCAUUAGCGGAAGGCGUGAAGCAAAUUAGUGAUUCCGCUGGGUACCAGGCUAGGUAGCUCCCUUUACCUGGACGUUUAAAACUUGGACCAUAUUUCUCUUACCAGGAAAUAGAUAAGCAUGGCACAGUAUACCACCGAGAUGGUCGAUUUUGGGAAAGGGUACCAAAAUGCCGCAGGUCCUAGUCCUUCGACGCAGACGGUUGAUCACCGAAUGAGCAAGAAAACGAUCCUAAAAAAUGUUGUGGUUGUGAGUUUUGGAUUCCUGUUCCUUUUCACAUCCUUUCAGUCAUUAUCGAAUUUACAGAGUUCCCUAAACAAAGACGACGGUCUCGGUACCGGGGGACUGGCUAUCGUGUACGGUGCUCUUGUAGUCUCAUGCAUGUUCUUUCCGGCCUUCAUUGUUGGCCAGUUAGGCUGUAAAUGGACUGUUGCAUUAUCCAUGAUCUGUUAUAUUGUGUACAUGGCCGCCAACUUCUACGCUGUUUGGGGAACAAUGGCGGUGGCCUCCGUUAUUGUCGGGUUGGGUGCUGCUCCCUUGUGGUCUGCAAAGUGUACAUACCUUACACAAACUGCCGUUUGGUAUGCAAAACACACAGGCGCCACCGAAGAUGACGUCAUCAACCGAUUCUUUGGAUUCUUCUUCAUGGUGUUCCAGACAAGUCAAGUUUGGGGUAAUCUUAUCUCAUCAACUGUAUUCAGUCAACGCCCUGAAAAUGAAACUAUACCGACGACCGAGGAACUGGCGCGCUGUGGGGCUGCUUUUGACCCGACGGCGCCUUCAAACAACAAUACAAACCUUGCUCGACCGCCAAUUGAAAAGGUCUACAUCGUUUGCGGAAUAUACAUAGCAUGUAGUUGCGUGGCCUUCUUCAUCAUCGCUGGACUUCUAGACCAGAUAAAACUUGACAAGGAUAAGGAUAUUGCCAAGGAGGACCGGAAGCUGUCAGUCAAUCUAUUGGUAGCAACCUUCCGCCAUUGGUGGAAUUCCCCGUACCAGAAGCUACUGAUGCCUCUCACUAUUUACAGUGGAAUAGAACAGGCGUUCAUCACUGGCGAUUAUACUAAGUCCUUUAUAAGCUGCACCCUUGGUAUCUGGAAUGUUGGUUACGUCAUGAUUUGUUACGGAGUGGUAGACGCCAUCUGCUCCUUCACAUUUGGACGUCUCGUGCAGUACGUAGGACAUAUCCCAUUCUUCAUUUUAGCAUUCCUUGUGCACGGCGGGACUUUGAUCACUCUCCUGCUUUGGCAGCCUGACCCUGACAGGGUGUAUCUGUUCUACAUCUUUGCUGCCUUGUGGGGAAUGGGCGACGCCGUCAUACAGACGCAGAUCAACGCACUGUACGGCUACCUUUUCACGAAAAACACUGAGGCUGCCUUUGCAAAUUAUCGUCUGUGGGAAUCGGUUGGAUUCAUUUUGGCAUUCGGAUACAGUGCUUAUCUCGAAACCAGAAUAAAAAUGUACAUGGCGAUCGGAUGGCUGGUCCUGGGAAUGAUGAUGUACUGUUUAGUUGAAAUUGGUGACAGAAUGUCAAAGAAAUCAAGCCAUGACAUCAUUAAGACUAAACUGUGAGAGAUACAAGGUAGUCCUCGUGAGGCGUGGAUGGCGCUACUGCAAAACAAGCGAUUUUGCUGCUAUGCAGCACCGUAGUAGACAAAAUGAUUACUUGCAUGUUACUUAUUCAGAAAGAGUUGAAAACCGCAUACAUUUAUACUUCGGUUACAGCAGUGGUGAAAUUGCAAUAAUGCGCAAAAAAACAUCUGCAAAACAAUCGUUUUUAUAUUUCCUAUAUUGUUAUAUAGUAACCUUUCCAUUCUAUGAUUUUAAUCUUAGUCCACAAUAUGUAUCCUUUUAUUCUCUGAACCACUGAUGUAUUGUUUUUUGUUAAGGGUUGGUGUAUGUAACUGAUUUUGCUGUAGGAACAGAGUGAUAAAAUUCGUGUUGAUGAUAAUUUAUCUUUGCAUGAAUAAAUUCAAAUAUCUAUACAAAAGAUAUGCAAAUUACAUGGCAUCGCCUUAAAGGACACUCUCCGUAGGGCAUACCGUGCAAUCACACCUUAUUCUAAUUCCUAUCUGAUACGGAUAUAUAAACUUUGUUUCAUGUCUGAAUUUUACAUCAACUGCACUUGUGUAAAUAGCACCAUGUCUAAUAUUGAUAUCGGUUUAAUCCAUAUCUUCAACUUACUAUACAGUUUACAUUUUUUGUUGGAGGAUCUUGUUCAUUCGUAAACAAAAUAUUGGAGCUAUGUUGUGGUCAUACCAAACAGUUAUAAUUGUGCAUUUAAUAAUACAUGACUGCAACGGAAAUUAUUUGCAAAACAAAACAAGAUUGUAAAGAUAUAAAAAAUACAUGCCCUUGUGUGAUUAUAAUGGUAUGUGUAAUAGAACUACAUUCAAUAUAUAUCCUGCGAUUGUAUCUCAGUGAUUCUUAACCUAGUUCAAGCUGUUGUUAUGUAAGCAGAUCUGAAAUGCCGUUUCUAAUUAACCUGUGUUGUGCGAGUUCUUAGAUAUGAAAUUUUACACAAUACAUUAUUAACAUUUAAAUGUUGAAUUAAUAUUUUUUGCUUGUAACCUUUUCUUCGCGUUAUUGUAGUACAUGGAUCAUUUUUUGUGUAAAUAAUGCCAUGAUCAACAUACAUUUUCAAGCAAUUAUCAGUUUUAAAACUUAAAAACAAAAUAAUCAUGAUGAUAAAAAAUGUGAUGAAGAAAAGCCCUCAAAUGAGUUUUACAGGUCAAAGUUUUAGAUGUAUUCUUGAAGUAAUGAAAAUGCUAUACAAAGAAAUCACAAAACAUACAUUUGUUUACUAUUUUAUAAAUGAUUUUUUUUAUUGAAGCGGUACAAACAGUUUUUGAAGUUUAAAAACGAGACCAUACCGUGAAACCUGCCUUUAAAUGUGUAUAAGGACCAAUUACCUGCUGUUUCAAAGUCGCGAAAAGAUGUUUUUGCUUAAUCUGUUUGUCUUUUAGAUAUAUUUUGCUUUUUCUACGGUUCGCUGACCUAUAAUGUGUCAAAAUAUUUAUCAAUGAUUUAAUUGAGUAUUUUAUGCAAUGUAUCAAUUCAAUAUACAUUAUAAAUAACACAUGUAAAUUAAAUUCAUGUACACACGUAUGUACUUCCUUUUCAAUGUAAAUUUCUUUUAUAAAUAGGCUAUCACAACGUUAAGAUUUUGUAAACUUUUGUUGAUUAAAUCACAAAAAAAUCAUAUACUGACAUGU